UCGGCCGCUCCCCCCCCUCCCGCCCCGGCUCCCCGGGCGGCGCAACGGCCGCGGGGAGCGGAGCGAUGGGCGGGGAGGACGAGAUCGUGCGCAUCGCCAAGCGGCUGGACAAGAUGGUGGCCAAGAAGAGCGCGGAUGGUGCAAUGGAUUUACUGAAAGAGCUCAAAAGUAUGCCCAUGACUCUGGACUUGCUGCAGUCCACCCGCAUUGGGAUGUCAGUAAAUGCACUGAGGAAGCAGAGCACAGAUGAAGAGGUGAUAUCUCUUGCCAAAUCACUCAUCAAGUCUUGGAAAAAACUUCUGGAUGCUUCUGAGGAGAAAAGUGAGGAGAAGAAGAAAAACCUGUCCUUGCCAACAUCGUCCUCAAAGGAGACUAACUCAAGAGACCAAAGCUCCAACAAAAGGCAGGAGCCUCCGAAGACUCCGACCACCCCCAAAAUCACCAGCUUCCCUCCAGCGCCCGUCACCUGCGACGCGGUCCGCAACAAAUGCAGAGAAAUGCUGACCACCGCUCUGCAGGCCGAUGAUGACUAUGUUGCCAUUGGUGCUGACUGCGAGCAYAUAGCGGCCCAGAUCGAAGAAUGCAUAUACCAGGACAUCAAGAACACCGACAUGAAGUACAAAAACCGCGUGAGGAGCCGCAUCUCGAACCUGAAGGACUCCAAAAACCCUGAGCUGAAAAAGAACGUGCUGUGCGGGGCCAUUACCCCUGAGCAGAUCGCAGUGAUGACCUCGGAGGAAAUGGCCAGUAACGAGCUGAAAGAAAUCAGGAAAGCCAUGACGAAAGAAGCAAUCCGGGAGCAUCAGAUGGCCAAGACGGGAGGGACGCAGACCGACCUCUUCACCUGUGGGAAAUGCAAGAAGAAGAACUGCACCUACACCCAGGUGCAGACCCGCAGCUCUGAUGAGCCCAUGACCACCUUCGUCGUGUGCAACGAGUGUGGGAAUCGCUGGAAGGUAGCGCACCAAGGAUAUUACUGGCACUGAGGGGUGUUAGGGUGGCUGCACCCACGGUACUGCUGGCCUCAGAGGUGCUUGCCCAACACUGACAUUGCUCUAGCGAGGGAUCCCUCCUCCCAGCGCAGAGGCCAGAGCUCCUGGGUUCAUCCUCUCUCUGCAGACCAGCUGGGGUCAUGUCUCACAUUCUCAUCCCCCCCGCUGCAAUCCCCUGUUCUGUCCUGAGCAGCUUCAUGGUGCUUUUCAUGCUCCCCGCGCCCCUCCAAGAGAUGGUGGCGAGGACACUUAGGAUUCUAAACCUGCUCCKUUAUGCUCUGUGCAGAGAAGGUGGACGGGAGCAGAAGGCUCCCUACCCGCUCACRGUGAGCAGAAAGGGCAGCACUGCAAGGUGUCAGAGCUGAGGGGUGCAAAGGGGAGCUCUGU
Nothoprocta perdicaria is the source of this 1379-nucleotide messenger RNA. It is a transcript of the gene TCEA2, whose product is annotated as transcription elongation factor A2. Gene Ontology annotation, cellular component: nucleus. The transcript is spliced from 9 exons. Gene Ontology annotation, biological process: DNA-templated transcription; transcription elongation by RNA polymerase II. Gene Ontology annotation, molecular function: nucleic acid binding; zinc ion binding. The record is from RefSeq and is a predicted model, not a curated record. Lineage: Eukaryota; Metazoa; Chordata; Aves; Tinamiformes; Tinamidae. The coding region runs from base 66 to 986 and encodes 306 amino acids.